This is a messenger RNA of Mirounga angustirostris (Northern elephant seal), 3698 nucleotides long. It is a transcript of the gene GDF9, whose product is annotated as growth differentiation factor 9. Gene Ontology annotation, molecular function: growth factor activity; cytokine activity. Gene Ontology annotation, cellular component: extracellular region. The record is from RefSeq and is a predicted model, not a curated record. The coding region runs from base 1940 to 3301 and encodes 453 amino acids. The transcript is spliced from 2 exons. NCBI's taxonomy places the organism in Eukaryota, Metazoa, Chordata, Mammalia, Carnivora, Phocidae.
CGGCGCCGAGGGGUGCAGAGAGGUGUAGGGAAGGGCCAGCCGGCGUCGAGGGCCUGUGGAGGGCGCCCAGAGGCCGGAGGAGGGGCCGCCGCAUGCGGCCUUCGACGCUCCGGUCCGGGCGCUAAAGGGGUCGGUUCUUUUCAGAACAUCAGCGACCCCGGUACCAGGAUCAGAGACGUGCAUCUGGGGCUUCUCUCGGCCGCCGCGGUCCGAGAGUCCACGGCCGGGGCUUAGACUGUCCCCGGGGAGAAUAAAAACGUUUCCUCAAGUUGCGCCCCAGGAGGAGUCCCCAGGGAAUGGGCAAAGAGUUGCUAGCCGGCCGGGGGUGGCGGUAGGAGGGACGGGGCCACCUCCGCAGCCGCGGGCUUGCCGCCACCUGCCCCCCAGGCCUGGCCGGGGCGCGCUGCGCAGCCGGGUAGGUCCCGCCGCCCUCGCUUCCCCACUGCCCCGCGGGCGUUCUCGGCGUUUCCGAAAGCACUUUCUGCGGAAGGCUGCUGCGGGCCUGGCCUUUCUGCCCGAAGCAGAGCGCCUGUAAAUGUUCUGUUCGUGGAAUUGCCGGCCAUGUGUGAUGUCGGAGUGAGCUGUCGUUCAACAGUUGGCGUGUGUUUUAUGGAACCCUGCCUCCUAGCCAGGGGCCAGGGAGUCUUGGCAGGCAAUGAACUUGAAAUUUGCAAGCAUACCUCGGUUUCAUCAAGCUAGGUACUGCACCGACUGCUUUUGAAUCUCGUACCAUGAGUGGGGGUUGACUUCCUUCCAGCAUGGUCUGUUCGCCGGUGCACUGGAGAUGCCCUCAUUUCAGGCUUUCAUGGCGCACCUUUGUCUCGUUUUCCUAAAACAUCAUCUCUAGCCUUGUCUCAGCUCCAAGAACUUAAGUCCUUAUACCAAGAACAAAAACACCCUAGCAAAUUAAAUUAAAAAUUAAAAUUAAAAAAAAAAAAACCCUGCAAACAUCUCCAAACCUUUCAACCAAAAUAUAUAUAGAUGAAUGUGCAGACCAAAGGAUCAAGAUAUUAUAUUUAAAAAUGAGUAAGGGCGCCUGGGUGGGUCAGUCGUUAGGCGUCUGCCUUCAGGUCGGGUCAGACUCCCAGGGUCCUGGGAUUGAGCCCCGCAUCAGGCUCCCUGCUCUGCGGGAAGCCUGCUUCUCCCUCUCCCAGUCCCCCUGCUUGUGUUCCCUCUCUCGCUGUGUCUGUCAAAUAAAUAAAUAAAAUCUUUAAAAAUAAAUAAAAAUGAGUCAAGGUUAAAGGUGAUGUCCUUCUUAAAGCAUACUUCAGUAUUCCAAGUACAUAUUCCAUAGGAAGCUCCCUGAGAACUGGGCAACCGAACAGUUCUCUGCUCUCUGGAAUUUCAAUGCCAAUUGUGACUUUUUCUCACUCCCAAAUCAACAUGAAGUAAUUAUUCUAAGCACCUGGAAGUGGGAGCGGUGAUGAGGAUGGAGAGGAAGAGUGAAUCCAAUACACUGCAUAUCAACAGAUCUUAUCAUCAUGAGUAGCUUUCCCACUUGCUUUGGAAGUUUCAGCAAGCACCUAAGGAACGUUUUAAGAAUCCUAAUCUCAAAAAAAUGGGUGGUUUUAAGAUCAUUUCUCAAUUCUCUUGGCCUUUCAGCUUGCAUAACUAGUCCAUUGGCCUAACAAUAACCUAAGAGGUUUUAAAUAAAUGCCUCUUCAAAAGGGAGAGGGGAAAAAGGGGGAGAGGAAAGCUAAAUAACCAGAUGCAUCUGUAUCUAAUGAAGACAAAUUGGAUAAAUAGGACGUUAUCAGCGGUUUGAUGCACAGCUGAUAAAAAUUAUCUUCAGCUAGGCAUCCUUGAGGUCUGAUUACAGAAGUGACCCUAGCCUACCCACACACCUAAAAUUUAUUUAAGAGAUUGACCCAGGCUCUUCCUGGCUUUUAGCAAGAAGACUGGUAGGGGGAAAUGUAUCCCUUGCUAGUUCUUUCAGGCCAUGGCGCUUCUUAGCAACUUCUUCCUUUGGUUUUUCUGCUUUUCCUGGCUGUGUUUCCCUAUUAGCCUUGGUUCUCAGGCUUCUAGAGGAGAACCUCAAAUUGCAGCUGGUGCUGAAUUGGAAUCUGAGGCUGAGCCUUGGUCUUUGUUGCGGCCUCUAGAUGGAAGAGACAGAUCUGGCUUCCUUUCUCCUCUUUUCAAGGUUCUGUAUGAUGGGCAAGGUGGCACUCCUAGGCUGCAGCCAGACUCCAGAGCUUUGAGCUACAUGAAGAGGCUCUAUAAGGCAUAUGCUACCAAGGAGGGGAUCCCUAAAUCCAACAGAAGUCCUCUCUACAACACUGUUCGGCUCUUCACAUCCUGUGCCCAGCACAAGCAGGCUCCUGGGGACCAGGCAACAGGAUCCGUUCCAUCAGUGGACCUGCUGUUUAACCUGGAUCGUGUUACUGCCGUUGAAAACUUAUUGAAGUCAGUCUUGCUAUACACUUUCAGCAACUCCAUUUCUUUUCCCUCUGCUGUUAAAUGUGUGUGCAACCUGGUGAUCAAAGAGCCCGAGUCUUCUAGCAGGAUCCCCCAUAGAGCUCUGUCCUCAUUUACCUUUAACUUAGAGUUUGAAUUGAAAAAGAAAUACACAUGGUUUGAAGUUGAUGUGACCACUCUUCUUCAGCCUCUAGUGGCCUCCAACAAGAAAAGUAUUCACAUGUCUGUAAAUUUUACCUGCACGAGAGACCAGGGGCAGGAUCCUUCAGCUCAGGACAGGCCAUUUAACGUGACCCUCCAGGUGCCCCCCUCACUGCUUUUAUAUCUGAAUGACACAAGCGCUCAGGCUUAUCAUGGGUGGUGUUCCCUUCGCUAUAAACGGAGACCUUCACGGAGUGCCGACCAGAACAGGGGUCUGUCCGUCUGCCCCCAGGGAGAAGGGUCGGCUGAGGGUGUAAGAUCUCCUCGUCACCGGAGAGGUCAGGAAACCAUCAGCUUGCCAUUGAACAAGCCUCGGGCUCCAGCUUCUUUGAAUCUGAGUGAAUACUUCAAACAGUUUCUUUUUCCCCAACAUGAGUGUGAACUCCAUGACUUCAGGCUGAGCUUCAGCCAGCUGAAGUGGGACAACUGGAUCGUGGCCCCGCCCAGAUACAACCCUCGAUACUGUAAAGGGGACUGUCCAAGGGCAGUUGGACAUCGGUAUGGCUCGCCAGUUCACACCAUGGUGCAGAACAUCAUCCACGAGAAGCUCGACUCCUCGGUGCCAAGACCAUCGUGUGUGCCUGCUAAAUACAGCCCUCUCAGUGUUUUGACCAUCGAGCCAGAUGGCUCAAUUGCUUACAAAGAAUAUGAAGACAUGAUAGCCACUAAGUGCACCUGUCGUUAAUGUCGGGUUCUCUAAACUAAAACCUUGAGCCUCUUCAGCAAGGGAAAUACCGUGUGCCUCUCUGUGCCUUCAAGGGAGAGCUCGGUGUCGAAUGGCUAUAAUGGGCUAUGUGUUGUGUACGGAGGUGCCUGUGUAGAUUCUGUGACAUCCAUCAGUGUAAAGUGGUAACAUCUGCCUUUAUCUUCAAAUGUAAAUGAAAUUCAUUUGGAGGGCUUCAAACUUUUUUCCCUGAGCGAUUUUAUUUUUCUUUUCAUUGGGAGUCUGGUUUUUCAUGUAAGAAAAAAAUCUUAACAUAAAUCUUGGAUGGAAUUGCAGCUCUGAAUACAGUUCAGAGUGCUAUAGUUUUAUUUAAUGGAAGAAUAAAUCCCUCUAGUGGCAUAAAUUUACCAUGUGUGUG